Messenger RNA from Schistosoma guineensis, 4909 nucleotides. The record is from the annotation of a GenBank genome assembly. Lineage: Eukaryota; Metazoa; Platyhelminthes; Trematoda; Strigeidida; Schistosomatidae.
GUAGUUUCGUGAGCGUCGCAAACAGAUUGUUGACGGUGGUUACUUUCGUUUCUGGUCAGGCUUAGUAUGUGUGCACUAAAUGCGUAAGUCUAAGAGUUGUUUUUAAAAAUUUCGUAUAUUCUUUUCGAACGAACCUGAUAAUCAUACCUAUAAUCCAAUAACAGGAAUCCAAGUAAUGAUCCUAUAUCAGGGGAAAGAGUCAAAUUCCAUCGUUUGAUUGUUGACGAACCGAUAAAAGAUGAUAACUCGGUAGUUUAUUUAUCUCAAGCCAAGAUGGAUGCAAUGAAUCUGUUUCGUGGGGACACUGUUUUGGUCAAGGGUAAGAAACGUAAAGAAACGGCGUGUGUAGCCAUUGUGGACGAGAGUUGCCCAGACGACAAGAUUCGUUUAAAUCGUUGUAUUCGCAGUAAUCUACGAGUAAAGCCAGGAGAUAUUGUCAGUUUAAAGAGUCUUCCUGACAUCCUCUACGGGAAACGCAUUCACGUGCUGCCUAUUGACGAUACUAUUUUUGGUCUUACAGGAAAUUUAUAUGAAGCUUUUCUAAAACCAUACUUUUUGGCUGCCUACCGACCUGUACAUAAAGGCGACAUAUUUGUCGUACGUGGUGGGAUGCGAGCUGUUGAGUUCAAAGUAAUUGAAACAGACCCGUCACCUUAUUGCAUUGUUUCUCCCGACACUACUAUUCACACAGAAGGAGAUCCAGUUAAACGAGAGGAUGAGGAAGAAAAGCUGAAUGAAAUAGGUUAUGACGACAUAGGAGGUUGUCGUAAGCAGCUGGCUCAAAUAAAAGAAAUGGUUGAGUUACCUCUUCGUCACCCUCAGCUGUUCAAAGCCAUAGGUGUGAAACCUCCUCGCGGAAUACUCCUUUAUGGACCCCCUGGUACUGGAAAAACCUUAGUUGCUCGGGCAGUAGCCAAUGAAAGUGGAAGCUUUUUCUUUUUAAUCAAUGGGCCGGAGAUAAUGUCAAAAUUGGCCGGCGAGUCAGAAUCUAACCUACGCAAAGCGUUCGAAGAGGCAGAAAAAAAUGCACCAGCCAUUAUUUUUAUUGAUGAACUUGAUGCGAUCGCCCCUAAGAGGGAAAAAACCCACGGUGAAGUAGAACGCCGCAUCGUUUCUCAAUUAUUGACAUUAAUGGAUGGUCUAAAACAACGGAGUCACGUAAUUGUUAUGGCUGCUACGAAUCGUCCUAAUAGUGUUGACCCCGCAUUGAGACGCUUUGGUCGUUUUGAUCGCGAAAUAGAGAUAGGUAUUCCUGAUAGUAUUGGGAGACUGGAUAUUUUGCGGAUACACACCAGGAACAUCCGGCUGGCUGAAGAUGUUGAACUUGAGCAAAUAGCCAAUGAAGCUCACGGUCACGUAGGAGCUGAUCUAGCUUCGUUGUGCUCAGAAGCUGCCCUCCAACACAUAAGAAAUAAGAUGAAUCUUAUUGACUUAGAAGACGACACAAUUGACGCUGAAGUAUUGAACUCGUUGGCCGUAACGAUGGAUGACUUUCGUUGGGCUUUAGGAAAGAGUAAUCCGUCCGCUCUUCGCGAGACCACAGUUGAGGUACCAAAUGUCACCUGGGAUGAUAUUGGUGGGUUAGAAAAUGUGAAACGAGAGCUCCAGGAACUGGUUCAGUAUCCUGUUGAACAUCCUGAUAAAUUCCUGAAAUUCGGUAUGACUCCUAGCAAAGGUGUCCUGUUUUAUGGUCCGCCAGGUUGUGGUAAGACGUUGUUGGCGAAGGCGAUUGCGAACGAAUGUAAAGCCAAUUUUAUCAGCAUCAAAGGACCCGAACUCCUUACUAUGUGGUUUGGUGAAUCUGAAGCAAACGUUCGGGACAUUUUUGAUAAAGCUCGACAAGCAGCACCGUGUGUGCUUUUCUUUGAUGAACUGGACUCGAUUGCCAAAGCUCGUGGAGGUAGCGUUGGUGAUGCUGGAGGUGCUGCUGAUCGUGUUAUCAACCAACUUCUAACCGAAAUGGAUGGUAUGUCUGCUAAAAAGAACGUUUUUAUCAUUGGUGCCACUAAUCGUCCAGAUAUUAUUGAUGGGGCCAUCUUGCGUCCUGGAAGACUCGACCAACUAAUUUACAUUCCACUGCCAGAUGAAGCCUCAAGAGCUAAUAUUCUAAAAGCUAAUUUAAGAAAAUCCCCAAUUGCAAAGGUAAGUUAUACUUUUUGUCUGAUCGUCAUUAAUGAAUCAUUUCAAUAUCGGUCUUCUACAUUUUUGAUGGAAGUAUAGGAUCUGUAAACUUAGCUGCACCAAGCAUAGAAGUGCCCUUCGAUGAUCUUAGGAAAUUCACACCACGUUUGCAGAAUUAUAAAAUAUGACUUUCGGAUUUCGGCACCAGUUUGUUGGGAUUGUCUCGAGUUACACUUGAUGCUACUAAUUUCGAUUCCCUUCAAAGUGGAUGUUGACAUUAAUUUCUUAGCAAAAGCUACUCAGGGAUUUUCGGGUGCUGACCUCACAGAAAUAUGUCAGCGUGCCUGUAAACAAGCAAUACGUGAGUCUAUCGAGGCGGAAAUACGUGCUGAAUCUGAAAAGAAAAACAAGCCCAAUGCUAUGGUAAGUUAGUUUUUAGAUGUCCAACUUUUCUAUGUGUUCUGGUAAUGAUUACGACAAGAUUUUAAUCACGUUGACAGUAGAGUAUCUUUGCAGCAUUCCAAUGUUAUUUUUAUUUAUUUACUUAAACACAUAAAUAUUGAUACAAGGAGGCAUCAAAUAGAUAUGCGCCACACAAAUCGAAUGAUUUGUGUGAGGGAUGGGAUACUGUCUGGGUGCUUAAACCGAGACAGACGGUUUUCUUGGGGGACCACUCUCCGAGGUCUAGUCCACUGGGUAGUGGAGCAACAUUCGGAGGUGCAGUCCCAUGGUAGCCGGUGACCAACAAUGGGCUCAUACGUCAUUUGUUUCCUUAGGAUCCUUCAGCCUUUGUGCCUCAUUAGUUUGGAAUCGGGGUUUUCCAAGUUCCCUAGGUGGACCCUCUGUAUCUACCAACCCGGUUAAAGCGCCGGACACCCCAACCACGAGAUGAGCAGGACUUCCCUGGCAAUGGUUGUAUGCACGUGGCCAUGUGAAAACAUUUGGUGAGGGGGGGGGCGGACUCUCCCCACUCUCGGCCGUGCCGGGGUAUUUGGAGGCAAUAUUCUUCUUGGCUUUUUCAAAUUCCUAUUAUAAUGAAUCACUUAGCUCUUCGGGUUCCAAACUAUGCAUUCGUAUAACUCAUUUAUAAACGGAAGUAGGAAAAACGGUAUGUUUUUUUGUUUGGAGCUAACGAAAAUAACCUAAAGUUCAUCCAUUAGUCUAGAAUAAUUCUCAGGUUUUAGUAUGCUGUAGAGCUUCUUUGCUAACUUUACGUCUUUUCUGACGACAAUUUGUAUCCUUAGUCACAUUCGUCACAGUCAUUCUUCUGUGUUCAUAUCUAUGUAAACAUUCGUCAUCAAAAAGUGAUGGGCAUAGAAAAACCAGCUAUCAUAGACCCUGUUCGUUUAAUCGAUAGCAGGUGUACAGCUGAUUUGUAUGUGCUGUGUAUGAUUUUCUUAACAUCAUUUUCAAUAUGUCUAACAUUCUCAAUCCACGUAUGCAUUGUGUAAUCCCUACCAUCAACCUAAAGUGUUUUUGCUCCAGCGAUUCUCCCAUGUAUGUACUAAGAUUAACAACCUCUCACAACCGUACAGUACCUUUUAUCUUACAGCGGCAACCGUCUCUUGGAUCCACAAUUAAUAAAGAGGUAAACAGGAAGUAAAAUAAGUCGAUGUAUGUUCUAAUCCUCAAUCUUCAUAAAUUAUAAACAGGUAAAUAUUGCCGAACAUGUGUUGAUUAUAAAUCGUUGCUUAAUUUGUUUUACGUUUCUUAACCCCAAUAUCGAAAACCAAUUAAACUUUCUUUGAUUAACCAGGAUUAGCAGUCUUCAAAGGAUUCUUCGUUAAAAGUACGAAUGCCAAAUAGGAUAUGCUGGUUUUGGCUGAUUUGUUAGUACGGAUCGCUAGCAACCGCUCACCCCAUCACAUUAAUUGGUUGUCGUAGGAGUAAAUAGACAAGCAUUGGGAAGAAAUAAUAGAGGAAACUCUAAAAUCCAACAAGGAUAAGAAUUUUCGAUUAAUGUGAUGGAGAUGAAAACACAUACGAUACACUGUUCGUCCGUAGCCGUAGAGGUAGAUAUAAUCUCUCACUACACAUAACCAAAGCGCUUUUAAAUUUGACAUUUCAAGAUGUUAGUCAUGAAUAGGACAUAUGAACAACGCUCCUCGUUGUCUGAAAAUGGGAGAAUUUCGCCAAAAGGCAAGCUUCCACAUAUGAACAACCUAGAUUUGUUAGUUAGAGUAUACGAUACGGAAUCAUACAAUUUCUUACGCUUCUCAAGAUUAAUUGCUGUAUAUAUCAUUAGAUACUUAUUAUUUUGUUGGCUUCUUUUAGGAAGAUGAUUUUGAUCCAGUGCCAGAAAUAACUCGUCGUCACUUUGAAGAAGCAAUGCGCUUUGCAAGACGCUCAGUGACUGAAAAUGAUGUACGGAAAUAUGAAAUGUUCGCCCAAACAUUGCAACAGUCAAGAGGAAUAGGUAGUAAUUUCAGAUUCCCUGGAUCAGAUGGACCUGGAAUACCUACAGGUCACGGUACUCAGGGAGGAGGAGGAUCAGCCUAUGGAUCUCAAAAUGACGCAGAAGAUUUAUACAACUAAACGAUUGUCACAACAUUUUACUUUUCAGUUUAUUGAAAACUUCAGGCUCAAGCUAUCCUGUGUCAUCAAUUUUCACCUACUUAUGCUUCUGGUUUGAAUUCUAAUUAUCAGUUAUGUGACGUCUGACUGAUUAAUUUUUCCUAUCCCCAAACUGUUCCCUUUGUAAUUCAGACAGAAUUUGUACCUGGCAUAUUUCCAUACAUUUAUUUCAUGUUAUUACUUCUCAUUCUACUUAGUUAUGUCUACAAUACGC